AUAGCCGAUUUUAAUGGUAUCAGACCCACAAGAACAAGGAAGGUGAAAAUAGUACUUACUUGUGGAAGUCUCUGUUUAAGAGACUUCUAGCCUUUAUGAUCUUCUCCUUUCUCAGUUCUCACUUCAGUACUUGCACUCAUCUGGCUUGUAAGAAAAUUUAGGAGAAUUCCAGUAGGAGAAGAUGAUGACUGGUUAGAGCUUUAAAAGGAAAAGGAGAGGCCUUUAUCGUUCGAAACAUUUUAAUCGUUGGAAAGAAUCGCGCGAGAAACCAUAAAAUGAAGAGAGGAGAAGAAAGAUGGAUGAGCUUCUUAAACUUGCUAUUAGUCUAAGAGCAUGUUUGGUGAAGCUUGUGGUCAAUCUAACUUGUGGUCUGGCCAUUGACCAUACCAGAAUGUGCCCGACAGGCAACAAUAACCAAGACCACCCUCUAAUGGUGCGAGUAUGGCAAGAAGGGCUAGCAUUUGUCAGUGAUAAGCACAAGCCUGUGAAUCCAAGCUCAUGGGCAUUACUUGGGAUAAACUAUAGGGGUGUGGAAACAAAAUUAAGUCCCGGAAUAGUAUCCUUUGAUGCUAACUGGAGGGGUGGCUGCACAAGUUUCAUGGCUUUGGAAACUACUAUGGAAGAUCAUUAUCUGCUUGCAAAAUCUCCCAAAAUCCCGAACAGACCUUGGGGAACUCACCAAAUCACCAUGCAGCUGGUGUUUCUAUUGGUUGCACUCAAGCAUCCCCCAAAAACGAAGUUUCGUAUGGCUAACUCCAGAGCAAUCGUCAACAGUGCUCGGAACUACUCUAAGCUCGACAACUCACUUGGACCUAUCUGAUGGCCCGUAGCACGUAGCCAUGUGCACGUGAGAUGGGUGCUGCCGAAAGAACCCCUCAUCUCCUCAAGUGUCAUCCUAGUCAACCUCCACAUCAUCAUUGCUGUUGAUUCAUCAACCUACAUCACCAGCACACCUCAACAAACAGUUGAAAACUAUGAUAUGAAGCUUCAAAGGCCAGAGACUGAUGUUUGGGGGGUCUUCCUUCCUUCUGUUCAAAUUGUUCUAUUAGAGGAAGAAAAAGAAGUUGAUAUUGAGGGUGCCCAAGAUGGUGAUGCUCAUGAACAACUAGGAUGAAUGUUGUAUAAUCUUAAUGUUGUUAUUGUACACUUAGACUUUUGAGUGUUAAGUGCUUGAAAGUUGGAAUUUGUAGUUUCGUACAUAGGGAAUGUUGUGUUCUAAAAGUUAUUGUGUUCUACCUUCUACCCUCUUUUAUUCAACAGUAGGCUUUCUUCAUGUUUUGAUGUUAAGUAUUUAUUUUGGUACUAAUCUCCUGGUAUCUGGUAACCACAUUGGGUCCUGACUAAUUCGAAAUCAAGUUGCGUCAGACCC
This is a messenger RNA of Rubroshorea leprosula, 1369 nucleotides long. The record is from the annotation of a GenBank genome assembly. Lineage: Eukaryota; Viridiplantae; Streptophyta; Magnoliopsida; Malvales; Dipterocarpaceae.